AUGAAUUCUCGCUCAAACCUACUUCCGGCCAUUCAAGCCCCAUCGGCGCUUGAUAUUAUCCGUUACCGUUACCACCACGCUACUAAUCUUGGCUCUGUCUAUGUCCUCGAACGAUGGCUGUCGCCUUCUCGAUUUCUUCAAGAAACCUCGGGUUCGAGUGAGCUGGAGGCUGCUAAAUCAUGGGUUGCAAAGAUUGGAGCCGAACAAACGAAGAAAAUGUUCGAGGCAGCUUGGGCAAAUGCCAUCUUAGAUGAAGACAUAGCAUGGUUGAAGGACGAAGCCAAAGGUACCACCGUCCGUCUUCCGAUCGGCUACUGGAAUUUACCGGGCGAGGAGUUCACGAGAGGGACACCCUUUGAAGAUUUUGCUCACAUCUAUUCGGCUGCAUGGACAAGCAUUCGCCAUCUCGUUUUACGACUACGAGCCCACGGUGUUGGCGUUGUGAUCGACUUCCAUGCUAUGCCGGGAGGAGCGAACACCAACGAUCAUUCUGGAACCAAUAGCGGUGUGGCAGAAUUCUUGACUUCGCCCUACAACCGCAAGCUUGGCAUUCGUUGCGCUGAAUUUGUGGCGCGAGAAUCAGCUGCAGGCCUUCAGCUCGUCGGGAUUUCUCUAGUUAACGAGCCCAACGAGGAUAGCGAAAAUCUCUACGCUUGGUACGACCAGACCAUAGACGCUGUUUGUGCUAUAGACUCCAGUCUUCCCGUGAUUAUAUCAGACGCUUGGGAUCUCAAACGAGCGAUCGACUAUUCGCUGAGAAAGAACGUGGCAUCUCCCACUAGAUCCAUCAAUCCUAUCGUGAUAGACACCCAUAUGUACUGGUGUUUCAACGACGCCGAUAAAAAGAAAUCGCCUCAGGAAAUUAUCCAAGAAGUCCCCACCAAGCUCUCAGAAUUAGAUGGCAAAGAAGGAUCCGUGACUGAUCGCGGCGCUGUCCAAAUCAUCAUCGGUGAAUACUCAAACGUUCUAUCUGCGGAUACUUGGCUCAAAACAGGCGAGACUCCGAAAGCGGAUCUAAUCAAGAUCUUUGGCGCGGAGCAAUCACUACGAUACCAGCAGCGCGCGGGAGGCGCUUUCUUCUGGACUUGGAAAAUGGACUGGAUGCCCGGUGGCGAAUGGGGUUUCAAAGCACAGUCGGAUCCUCAAAACCGGUUCAUUUUCCCUCCUCCGCACGCCUUUAUUCCUGAUUGCAACAUCUUCGGGCUACUGGAAUGCGCCCGGAAUCGCAAGGACGAACGCAUGUGGAAAGCUAUCAAUCAGCAUCGCGCAUAUCAUGAACAUCUAGCCCCAAAUAAGUUGGGCGAUCACUCGCGAUAUGAGAAUGGGUGGAGGAUUGGGUACAACGAUGCGUACAUCUUUUUCGAGGGAAAAAUGAACGACAAAGCGAUGGAAGCUGUGGAACCGGGCAACAGGCUUGGCAAUGUUGAGCUAUGGGUGCUCAAAAGGAUUCGUGAAAGUGGGUUCACGGGGGAUCUGGUAUGGGAGUUCGAGCAGGGCGUACGGAGAGGCAUUCACGAUUUCAACGCUGUUGUCGGAAUCUGA
Messenger RNA from Paraphaeosphaeria sporulosa, 1542 nucleotides. RefSeq names its product glycoside hydrolase. NCBI's taxonomy places the organism in Eukaryota, Fungi, Ascomycota, Dothideomycetes, Pleosporales, Didymosphaeriaceae. Gene Ontology annotation, molecular function: glucan endo-1,6-beta-glucosidase activity. Gene Ontology annotation, biological process: glucan catabolic process. The record is from RefSeq and is a predicted model, not a curated record. The transcript is spliced from 3 exons. The coding region runs from base 1 to 1542 and encodes 513 amino acids. Gene Ontology annotation, cellular component: cell surface; extracellular region.